This is a messenger RNA of Phytophthora infestans T30-4, 468 nucleotides long. RefSeq lists its product as uncharacterized. The record is from RefSeq and is a predicted model, not a curated record. Lineage: Eukaryota; Oomycota; Peronosporomycetes; Peronosporales; Peronosporaceae. The coding region runs from base 1 to 468 and encodes 155 amino acids. The transcript has 2 exons.
AUGCGCUGGUACUGCGUGCAUCCGAAUCUACCGCUGCAGGCGGAGCUGCGCAUCCGCGCGGCACCUGACAGUGGUGCCGCCGAGCGCGCCCGUAUAUCUCAAGGAAGAGCCAUCGCCGCGUGCUCUCCAUUAUUUCAAGUAACUGGGGAUGGUGGCGAUGAUGCAGCAAUCUCGUGGCUCCAAGUUGUGUGUCGUGAUGCUGUGACGGGUGAGACGGAAGAGGGGUUCAUGAUGGCGGUGUUACCCGACGGGACGCCACUCGUGAUACCCUGGGAGUCGACGAACUUUUACAGCUGCUGUGAGGCGACAAACUCGGCCGUGCUGCUGUAUGACGGGCCACAUGAGACGGCGAAUAGCCUUGGGCCGGUCCAAAGUGUCAAUUUUCUCUAUUGCAUAGCGGACGAUUCCGAAAAGCGAUCCAGAAUUUUUCAUCCAGAGCUAGAAAGCUGCGUACUGUUGGUGGGCUAA